CACACUUCCUCCCUCCCUCUCUUUUUCCCUCUCUGUGUCGCCUCCACCUGCAUCAGCACCGGCUGUAAAAGUUCGUCGUGCGCAGUUGCUAAGAUGACUGCCAUGACAAUUCAAUGAGAGGAGAGGACGCCAAGUGAAGCAUCCCCCGCUCGCUGAGAGAGGAGAGAAGGAGUGCUCAAGGUAAAGAGAGGAAGAAGAAGAAGAAGAAGAAGAAGAAGAAGAAGAAGAAAAGGGCUAAGAAGAGAGGGAGAGGCUGAGGAGCGACGGAAAGGAGAGAGAAAGUGGGAUAAACGGUGGAUGGAGGCGGCUCGGACCGGGGCUACGGAGCGCUCUUCACCGACGAAGAAGAAGAAGAACAGCAGUAGCAUCAGCAGCAGCAGCAGCAGCAGCAGCAGCAGCAGCGGGGGGGAGAGGAGAUGGAGGCGAAAGGCAGAAGCAUGCCCUCAGAUAUCAGUUUCCUUCCACGCCCGGCGCUGGUGUGGUGUGAGCGGGGCAUCCAGGUGCUGCUGACCACCAUGGGAGCGUUCGCGGCCUUCGCCCUGAUGACGGUGGCCAUCGGUACCGACUACUGGCUGUACGCCCGAGCCUUCAUCUGCAACAGCACGGCCAACUCGUCCCAGGAGGACUCCAACAACAAGGACAAGAAAGACCCCGGGGCACUCACCCACUCCGGCCUCUGGAGGAUCUGCUGCCUGGAAGGCUUGAAGCGAGGUGUGUGUUCCCAGAUCAACCAUUUCCCCGACGACGCAGACUACGACCAAGAUGCUGCAGAGUAUCUGCUGCGUGUGGUGCGAGCCUCCAGCAUCUUCCCCAUCCUCAGCGCCAUACUGCUGCUGCUGGGUGGAGUCUGCGUCGCCUCCAGCGGCUUCUACAAGAGCAAGAGGAACAUCAUUCUCGGCGGAGGGAUCCUGUUCGUCGCUGCAGGGCUCAGCAACAUCAUCGGAGUGAUCGUGUACAUCUCUGCAGCACUGAGCGACAUCUCCCCCAAGAAAGACGAGGACAAGAAGUGGCACUACUCCUACGGCUGGUCCUUCUACUUUGGCGGCCUGUCCUUCAUCCUGGCCGAGAUGGUGGGCGUCCUCGCCGUCAACAUCUACAUCGAGAAGAACAAGGAGCUGCGCUGCCGCUCUCGCACCGACCUCUUCAAGAGCACCACGCACGCCAUGCUGCGACUGCCCAGCUACCGAUUCAGACGGCGCUCUCGCUCCAGCUCACGCUCCACCGACCCGCCGCACUCGCAGGAGACCUCACCCAUCGGCGCCUCCAAGACCUUCAGCCUGCCGCCCUCUGCUCCACCCUUCUCCGUGGCUACUCUUCCCAACCCGCACCACACCAGCAGCGGCGGAAGCGGAGGAGGCGGCGACAUCUCCAUGUACACCCUGUCGAGGGACUCCAAGCUGGGCAGCCUGGGAGGCGGCGCCCCACCCCUCUAUGGCACGGUGGACCGGGCCACCCUGUACCAGCUCCACAACUACUUCCCGAAAGAUUCCACCGGCAGUGGCGGUGGAGGAGGAGGAGGAGGAGGAGGAGGAAGUGGAAGUGGAGGAGGAGGAGCGGUGAUAAGCAGCGGUACGCUCCCGUCUCACUCCAAGUCCAACUUGGCAGCAGCAGCGGCUGUAGCCCAGAAUUCAGCACCGCUGAACACCUCCACAGCAGCCGCCACUCCGGCCCAGACGGCUCCGAUAUCCACAGCCACCAUGGAGAGGGAGAGGGACAGGGACCGGGACCGGGGCAACGUGGGAACCCUGGACCGACUCACCGCCAAAAGGGACAGGGAUAGCAACUCAGACACACUGAACAGGAAAACUACGCCAGUUUAAACUCAACCUCAGAGAGGAGCGAGGGAGGGAGGGUGAAGACAGAAAGUGUUGACAGAAAAGAGAGAAGUAGGGCUGAAAAUGUGCGGGUGACACUUCGACGGUCUCUGUCCUUGAGCCUGAGGUACAGCUGCCAUAACUAUUCACCAAAAUCACAAACAGUCAUAAAACACCUGACAGAUUCUUGACACCUGCCUUAAAAUGGUCGUGACUUCUUUAAGUUGAUCAUACAGCAGCGGUGCAGCGGAGGCUUCAGCACAUCAGACGUUCAUUUUUAACUUUUUAACUUUAGCAUCACACACAAGUGGGAGCUUCCCAGUGAAACCAGUCUCCCUGUGCAGCAGUUGGGGGGGGAUACAGUAAGUGCCUUGCUAAAGGGGCAGGGGAGCUCAGUCCUUAUUUACUCUCUCCUUUCACAUUUUGUCAGCUGCCACAGAGAUUUAAACUCCAACUUCACUUCACUGAGUUUGUGAUUUGUCACAAGACAUGCACGAUAAAAAAACGGAACUGAAUCUGGUUUAUAAAAAGUUUUUAGGAGUCUAGUUUGGACCGUACGACACUUUCAAACAUCCCAACUAACAAACUUUGAAGCGUCCAGAUGGUACGAGCCACAAUUCUCUGUUUCACUUCUAUUUUUAAAAAAGGAACAGAGAGACACAAACGGGUACAUUCAGCCAAGUAACAAGCUGCUCAGUGACGAGUUGACUGCCGAUUGUAGGUCAACAGUAGCUACAUAACCUCUGGUCGUAAGAUGGCGACCUCAGCCAUAUCUAACCUUCUGACACACACACACACACACACACACACACACACACACCAGAGGAGGCUGACACACUGUGAGCCUAUUUAUUUUUUAUUGUGUGUCAGAGGUAGUUACAGUGACAGAUGGGCAUUCUAAACCAGAACAGCAUAGACGCUAAGCUUCACCCUGUACGCCUCCGUUACACCACUGCCGGUUGUCACAGUUUGGUUAAACACUGCAACAAAUGUCCGUCUGAACAAGAAGCUUCAUCUGACGUGCAGAUCCGAGAGUCUUUGUUCACAUGUGUGAAGUGUUUGCUGAAUCCUGGCCAAAUGGAACAGGACGGCCCUUUAUUUUAUUGUCUCAGAAUAAUCUCACUUUUUUUUCUUGUUGUUCUUGAAACAACAGGAACUGCAUGAUCAAAAGUUCAGUGUUUCAGUUUUGAAGGACCCCAAGUGAGCACUGAAUAUUUUUUAGCAUUAAUUUGCUCUGCUGACACAACGUAGCGGUACGUACAUCUGUUUUGCUGACCACUCGUCUUAAUCUUUGCCUCUAACCUUAGUAAUCACACUCCGUUUUAUGAUCACUUUGAUAAUCACCUCACUAGCUUGGACUGCCGGUCAGCUUGUCUAGCUUUGUCAAUAAAACGAAGAAGAGCCCAGUCGAGUUGAUGAGCGAUGAGGUCAGUGCUUUCUCACAUUGUAAGUCAGUCACUCUGAUUUUUUACAGCUUUUCCAAGAACCAAGUGAGAAAAACGAGGAAUAGCGAGCUAGCAUUAGCUUAGCUCUGUAACUCAGCUAGUCUACUCACUGAAGCACCAACCUUAGUCUAACGUUGCUCACACUGAGAUGCUUGUCAGAAUAAUCAGAAAUACAAUAUAAAAAGAUGUGCUCACUUUAGUCUGAUGAAGCACUGUGAUCACAGAGGUUGGAGGCAAGCGUGACAACACUGUAGAGUCACAUGUGAUAGUGUUUACUGCUUUUUUAAUGUCGUGUUAUCAUUACAGUCAUUUUGCUAAUUACCACAGGAGUGAGGUUAGUCAGUCAGAUGGCCUUUAGCUGGCUACUGAAAUGAAGAAAAGCACCAUGGAGUUAAUGAACGCCAGUCAUUUUAAUUUUUGCCAGUUAAUGUCAGUUAAGCUCUGAAAAUCAAGCUGAGUGACUUGCUAAUGUUAUCGACGACAUUGAGGUGAUUAUAAAAAUGAUCAACUACUAUUUCGAAAUAUUCAGUGAGCACUGAGAUCGGAGCUUCUGCAAGACAGCUGACAUCAAUCAAUUCAACUUUUAACAACUCUACCAAGCACACAAGAGUGUAAAUAGCCUAGCAACGUUAGCUGUAACUAGCCAACUGGUAAAUACCAUUAACACUGCACAAAGUGAUGAAUGGAUGGAAAAAGCGCUGUGAUCAGUAAAGUUGGAGGCAAAGGUCAAAUUACUGUCGACAGCAGGAAAACAGAGAUGCAUAUAAUAAAACAGAUAUCCGUCACAAUGCUUAUUUUGUGUCAUCAGAUGGUAGAAAAGAAGCUAAAUGCACCGUCGAUACAAUGAACACACUUGUGAAGAUGGACUCUUACACACUCGACGUGAUGUUUAUUCACUGACAUCCAUUCCAGGGUUUGUAUGACUGUUUACGAUGAUGAUCCGAUACCGAAGGCUUCAGGGCAGUCGUCCGCUGAGCGUUCCUGCAACCACAGGCGACAACAAACAGGAGGCGAGGGUCCGUUCAGUUACCACUCAGGGGGCGGAGUUUUAGUUAGGACUGAAAAUCAAAACCAUGUAUUACUCCAGUAUAUCAACCAUUUUAUCCAAACCAAGUUCCUCACUUAUUCUCGAGAAGUAACGCCAAUUAAAGCACAUUAUUUAGCAUUAAAGAGGUUGUAAAUUAUCUGCAUAGAAAAUAAAAAUUGGGACUUGAGCACAAGUUUUCAACGGGGGGUGGUGGGAGGAGGAAACUCCAUCAUGGAUGUACUGCAAAGCAUUUUUGGACUCUUCGCAUGUCCUGAAUCUGACAACUGGACUGAUCUACUGAACUCUGAAUCAGCUGCGUUCACAAAAAAACAAACAAAAAACAAAUGAAUUCAACCCCCGACCCUGGUCGACGACGAGUCUGGAGGGAGAGAGAAAAGAGCACAACAGCUUCGGUUCCCCUUUCUCUCCGUCUCUCUUUUAGCUAUAACUAUAUCCUAUUUCACAAACUAGAAUAAUAAAUGUAUUAUUGAGUAUAUUAUCGGUCCAUUCACUUCAACGAAAGCACAUAACGUCUGUAAGUGGUAAUCUUUGGGUUGUCUUUUUCCAUCCGGAGUGAGUGAUCAUCUCUAGGUUACACGAGAUUGUAACUCCUUGAGUAUUAAUAUCAUGUUGCUGGUGUUUCUAUGAUCGUAAUGGUUAUUGCAGGGUAUUUAUACAUUUUGAAAUCUGUUUCUUUUUUUUUUGUAAUUUUUUUAUAUUUCUUUCGAGGACUUUUUUGAUUUUUUUUUUUUUUUCUGUUCUCUUGCUUAUGUAGACUAAAGUCAGUGGUGUCACGUGGACAGCAUGUGCACAAAACAGUGGCGAGGGCGAUAACGUGUGAAAUCAUCGUCAUCUUCAUGGUUUUUUUUCUUAAAUGUGUUUGUACAGGGAGAGCUGACUGAGCGUGCAUGCUCUUUUUUUUUUUUUUUUUUUUUUAGUAACACCCUGCUUCACCCUUUCACCUGCCCAUUCACACUGGCAGCCGCCCAGUAACACCAGUGUGCUGCUGGUUACUGAGCUGGUGGCUUCGUGCCUUCAUACAGGGCACAUUGAUGGUUGCGGAAGUAAGAAAAAGUGACAUUUUUUUCCUCCUACGUUUUGGUUUUGGAUCCGUCCCUCGAUUUUUAUUUUCUUUUAUUAUUCUAUUGUGUAUUUUACAAUAAAUGUUAUUAUUGCACUGUUAUUUCUUUCAUACUUUCAUGUAUUUAUUCUCUUCCUUUGACUGUCACAGUUCCCAGUAAUGGUUCUUCACUUUUCGUAGUCUUUAUUCCAGCUUCAGCUUUUAUUGUUUCCUCACUCUGACUUCGCUCUUCCAUCAUCAUCUGGUCCACAUUUAUUUGCAGGCUCCUGAUUUUUUUUCAUUGUUAUUGUUUCUAAACAUUACCAACGUAGCCUAAUAAUCAGUGUUUUUUAAUGUUCAGACUAGUGUGUAACUGUAGGCGAUAGACUUUAUAUUAAUCUAUUUAUUUUCGUGGUGGUACGUAUAGGUAUUCUAAAUGUUAUAUUGUUUCAGAGUUCCUACACCUGUAACUUUGGGCUAUUAAGGCUUCGUGCCUCUCUGUGACAUACUGUCAGUAGCCUAAGUGCUGGGAGACAGUGGGCUAAAUGUGGUCUGUGUUGGUAGUGUCAGUGGUUUUUACAUGGUAAACGAUAAGUACGACAAAAUAAAUCAGCCUCAUGCUUCUAAUUAAUACGUUGACGAAUAUCGUUACAAAAUCACUAAAAAGCAUUUUACCUUUUUAUAAAGUGUUUCUGUGAGAACAUGGUCAACAGAGGACGUUCUGCUUCUAUGUUUUCAGUUCAUAUCCUUGAUGUGCAAGCUGUUUUUAACGGCAGCGUUAAAUCACCGGCUCCUUUUUUUCACCAACACUUAGACUACUGACACGAGUCAAACCUGAAACUCUUCAAACGGAAAACUGGUAUUCUGCCACUCAGCAGACCGAUACACGUCAAGAACAGUAAGGAAAAGGGGAAAGCAAUACAAUAUACCGAUCCUCACUGGAAAAGACAAAAAAUAUAAGGUAUAUAUACAUAUAUAUAAAUAUA
Molecule: messenger RNA, 6332 nt
Organism: Acanthopagrus latus (yellowfin seabream)
Lineage: Eukaryota; Metazoa; Chordata; Actinopteri; Spariformes; Sparidae
Gene: cacng8a
Product: calcium channel, voltage-dependent, gamma subunit 8a
Exons: 6
Coding region: 417-1820 (467 amino acids)
Biological process (GO): calcium ion transport; postsynaptic neurotransmitter receptor diffusion trapping; regulation of AMPA receptor activity
Cellular component (GO): postsynaptic density membrane; AMPA glutamate receptor complex
Molecular function (GO): voltage-gated calcium channel activity; channel regulator activity
Source: RefSeq, a predicted model, not a curated record